ACCCCUUCCUCCGACUACGACGAUGAGGAGUUUCUACGAUACCUCUGGAAGGAGUAUUUGCAUCCCAAAGAGUAUGAAUGGGCGCUGAUCGCCGGCUACAUUGUCGUCUUCAUCGUGGCUCUCGUCGGGAACGUCCUGGAAGGAUUUGUGCAUGUCAGGACUGUUAUCUGCAAGCGCCCUAGGCUUUCCGAGACAAGAUGCAAAUGAGACUGCAGCCGAAGGCGAGAUUUUGCAAGACUCUAUUUAUUUUUUUUUCUCUUUUCAACGGACUGAUGAUACUAUUUUGUUUUUCUGGAAUGGUGUGCUAACUGCCUGUAAACGCAUGCUGGCGAAACCAGUGAGUUUUCAGCCAAAGCUAUUCAGAAGACUGAGCAUGUUUGCUCGGUCCUUUGCUCGGCAGCCAGCUUGACAGGCAGUGUAAAGAUAAUACUCCUCCCAAAGCAGCUGUACUUUAAGCUAGGAAGAAAAGCGUCCUUCCUUCGUUCUCAUCUUGAGCAAAGGCAGUUUUAGGAGAACUACCUGUGCUUGCCAUAACCCAAUUCUAUAAACAGACAGUCCCUUCUCACCUUUAAAGAGUCAAGGUCAAAUUUUCAGCCCGAGGAGCUCUCGCCCUAGUUACACCUUUAUUUUCCCCCUGAACCCAUGAGAAGCUUUCCCCUCUGUGCACUUGCAAAUGCAAGAUUGUACUGGUGCUGAUGUGGAGCCGUUCCUCCCUGACAUUUGUGUACGUUAUUGUUUUGCUAAGUAUGGAAGCUGGCAUUUGGCUGUCCACCCACAUUUUACUGGACUGCUUCUCCCCAAGCCGUGUGUUCUUUAAACUGCCUUUGUGCAUUACACGGACCUCACCUACCCCAACUGCUGCUUGUGUUUAUGGGCAAGUUGUUUGUGGGAUCUGCAGGUGCAGGUGCUUGGUAGCUGCACACCAUCUCAUCUUUAUGUAAGAAGCUCAUACUGCACUGAUUGCAGGCUCACGUGAUUUUGAGGAGAGAAAUGAAAGUGGCUUAAAGCUCUUUCCAAAGUCAUAUUUGUGAAACUUGGACUGCCAGUGAAAAUGUGAUAUAGAGCAGUGCACAUACUGAAGUGUCUGAGAAGAUAAUUUUAGCCGUUUGAAGCAAAGGUUAAUCUGGGAUUUAGUCAUGGACCUUCUCACAGAAGAGCAGAAGUGGUUCCACAGAGUUUUACUGCCUAAUACUGCUUUAUGGUAUCAUCCUUAACAAUGCAGUGUGUUUCUCUGCUUAGGUUGGACCAGUGCUGCUGGACUAGUGUGGCAUGUGGAGUCGGUGCUUUGCUUAUAUUUUGUCUGUGUCUUAUUCAGAUAACACUGAGGUAACCAGGAAAGACUGUAUGGUACUGAAAAAUAUAUUGCAGUCUCUUAUUCUGAUUAUUGCAUUCACAGCAAUAGCAUCUGUGCAAGUGGAAGGCACAACACAUCCCUCAAAUGUUAGUAAUAAACUAGAUUAAAUCAUUCUGACAGUUAAUUAACAGCUGAGGGUUGAAUCAGAAGCUUGAACUUUGAUUGACAUCUACUGGGCUUUUGAGUGAGCUGCACUGCAGGAAUUCUGCUUUCAACAGUAUACAACAAGGACUGCAUUGCUAUUUAGCUUUCAAUUUAAUUAGGAGAGUUGACAUACACUGUCCAAGCUGCUGCACAGACCAGCUAAAACGAAAGCCAUUAACAAGUCUGUGAAUUUAAAUGCAAGUUUCAUUAUUGCAUUCAAGUACUUCACGUUGAUGAUUCUCAUGUGUGCCCACAUUGUCUUCUCACCAGAGAUUUCAGUGAAAGCCACUGAGAAGAACAGGUUUUAAGACAUUUUUAGGAUGUAUUUACAUGAACAUUCACAGAAUAUGAAAUCCAGAUGAUAGCAUCAGUAUGCUUUGUCCUAUUUUUGUGUUCACUCAGCUACUGUUUAUCACUAGAAGCAGAGUAAGUGUCAAGGGUAAGGUCUUUCCAUUUUGCAGAUAAGACCACAAGAUUUCUUUACCACUGCACAGCAAUUAAACUCUUGCAACUUCUUUGCACAGCUACUGCAAAGCAUAGGGCUUAAAGAAAAGUGUAAGUUGACUGCAGAGUAAAUAUAAUACAUAUUUCUUCUUUAUUUCAAAACAUGACUUAAAAAUAGAAAACUAGAUUAAUAAAGAAUUCAAGAUACUUUUAGGAUGUAUGAAGGUCUCUGGUUACUGACACGGUCAUUCCACAGUAACCAGUUGCAGCAGUUAAUAACUGGAAUAAGACCACAGGGGAUUAAGUAAUGUACAAUUCCAUGUAUUGAACUCAAUUUAUACAGGUAAGGAAUGGGAAUGGUCCUUGUUUAAGUUACUCAUUCAGGUCAGAACUUUUCUAAUGAAAUGGUUUCUCUCAGGGAACCUGCAUUCAUCAAAAUGAAAAUAUACAGCAUAGAUUACAUUGUUUGAUCAAAGACAAUGCAGAACAAGCAGCCUUCUGGUGUCCCACCAGCUGGGCUGCAGGGCCUCUUGGCUGCCCACUCCAGAGCUGACAGGAGCUGAGAUCCUGAGCACACACAACCUGCCAGCACCCAGCUUGAAAGUCCUCAGCACUGCUGCCUUCCAAGACUGAGAGACCAUGCCAGACACUAGUGAGAGACUUCAGAAACUUCCUUUACUCACACAACUUGAUGAUACUUGUUUUUCUUUCCAGUUCAGAAUGAAACCAAAUUUAAUUGUCAGAUAAUUACUCGUCUCUGGAUAGCUCUAUUAUGUAUUAUCUAGAUUUUAUAGUAUCUGCUAGUUGUACUGAAAUCUGUAAAGAAUCCGGAUCUGGUCCUUUCCUCAAAGAGGUCAUAGUCUGACUCACAGAGCUCAACAGCAUUAAUUGAUAUUUUCUUAUUGUUGUUUGAUUUUUUUAAGACUAGAAAAUAAAAGGUUCCAGUAUAGGUUGGGAAAUUACAUAUUAGAGAGCAGUGUAGGGGAAAGGGACCUGGGGGUCCUGGUGGACAACAGGAUGACCAUGAGCCAGCACUGUGCCCUUGUGGCCAGGAAGGCCAAUGGCAUCCUGGGGUGUAUUAGAAGGGGGGUGGCUAGUAGAUCGAGAGAGGUCCUCCUUCCCCUCUACUCCGCCCUGGUGAGACCACAUCUGGAAUAUUGUGUCCAGUUCUGGGCCCCUCAGUUCAAGAAGGACAGGGAACUGCUGGAGAGGGUCCAGCGUAGGGCAACGAAGAUGAUUAAGGGAGUGGAGCACCUCCCUUAUGACGAAAGGCUGAGGGAGCUGGGUCUCUUUAGUUUGGAGAAGAGGAGACUAAGGGGGGACCUCAUUAAUGUUUAUAAAUAUAUAAAGGGUGAGAGCUAUGAGGAUGGAGCCAGGCUCUUCUCGGUGGCAAACAAUGAUAGGACAAGGGGUAAUGGGAUCAAGCUGGAACACAAGAGGUUCCGCUUAAAUUUGAUAAAAAACUUCUUCUCAAUAAGGGUGACAGAGCACUGGAACAGGCUGCCCAGGGGGGUUGUGGAGUCUCCUUCCCUGGAGACAUUCAAAACCCGCCUGGACAUGUUCUUGUGCGACCUCACCUAGGUGUUCCUGCUCCAGCAGGGGGAUUGGACUAGAUGAUCUUUUGAGGUCCCUUCCAAUCCCAAACAUACUGUGAUACUGUGAUACUGUGAUACUGUAUAGUUCUAACGUCACAGUCCCAGUCAAUGCCUAUCAAUAGACAACUGUUUCAAAUGCUGCUCUGUAUCAUUUUAAAGGUAUCUGGUGAAUACUGAGGUCUAGGCAUACAUGCAUGUGUUGGUAGAAUUGGAUAAACCAUGUAUUCUUUUAAAUGGUGCCCUGAUUUUCAUGAACCCUAUUUGAUUGCCAUAGAUGAGGCAUAUUACAUUCAAUCAUGUUUUAAAUUAUCUAGUUUUGUACAGAUUACUUGAGGAAUCUGGCACUGAAAGGGCUUUACUUUUAUAAUAUCAGUAUGAGACUCAUUUUUAUCUGUUGGAUGAAUAAUAACUAGAGUGGCUUUCUCAUUUUUAAAAAGAUACCACAUAGGAAAUGAUACAAUCAUUUCAUCUUCCUAAGAUCUAGAAUGUAUGAACUCAAUUUAUGUAAGAGUUCGAGUUAUUAGCUGAAGUACUUGGGUGUUUGCAUUAUGUGGGGAUUACUGGCAAAGGGUCAUGCACAUCCUUGUGAGAUACACAAAAAGUAGAAAAGCAUUAAAAGAUGAACCUGAUAUGAAAUUAUGACCUUUUCUUUCUAGAUUCUUAUAUGCAGAUGUGUAACUAGUUCCACUCUAUAUGCUUUCUGACCAGAUAGUCCAGAGGGGGAACAGCUCUACUUUCCUUUACCAUUCUUAAUGUUGAAAGGCAAUUCUGCCUACUGCAAAUAGUGAAAUCCUACAAACCCAAAUCUGGAAAAGGGCAACGCUGAAGAAUGAAGGAAGUUUGCGUUGCAGUGUGGAAGAAUCAUCACAUGCGGACAGUUACCAACUAUUUCAUAGUGAAUCUUUCUCUGGCUGACAUUCUGGUCACAAUUACUUGUCUUCCAGCAACUUUAGUAGUGGACAUCACAGAAACGUGGUUCUUUGGGCAGCCCCUCUGCAAAGUGAUUCCCUACUUACAGACAGUUUCAGUCUCUGUGUCUGUACUAACACUCAGCUGCAUAGCUUUGGAUCGAUGGUAUGCAAUUUGUCACCCUUUGAUGUUUAAAAGCACAGCCAAGCGAGCAAGAAACAGCAUUAUAAUUAUCUGGAUUGUGUCCUGCAUCAUAAUGAUUCCUCAGGCCAUUGUUAUGGAGUGCAGCAGUGUGUUCCCAGGAUUAGCCAAUAAAACUACCUUGUUCACAGUGUGUGAUGAGCGCUGGGGAGCUGAGGUUUACCCCAAAAUGUAUCACACAUGCUUUUUUCUUGUGACAUACAUGGCACCACUGUGUCUUAUGGUGUUGGCCUAUUUGCAAAUAUUUCGAAAGCUGUGGUGUCGCCAGAUCCCAGGAACUUCUUCUGUUGUUCAAAAAAAAUGGAAGCCUCUGCAGUCCUCAGCACAGCCCCGAGGGCUGGGACAAUCAACAAAGUCGAAGAUUAGUGCUGUGGCAGCUGAAAUAAAACAGAUUCGUGCAAGAAGGAAAACAGCACGUAUGCUAAUGGUCGUCCUCCUGGUUUUUGCACUUUGCUAUCUACCAAUUAGCAUCCUCAAUGUCUUGAAAAGGGUUUUUGGGAUGUUUAAUCAUGCUGAUGACAGAGAAACUGUAUACGCCUGGUUCACAUUCUCACACUGGCUUGUAUAUGCAAACAGUGCAGCCAAUCCUAUUAUUUAUAACUUCCUCAGUGGGAAAUUUAGAGAAGAAUUUAAAGCAGCAUUUUCUUGUUGCAUCUUUGGCAUUCGCAGUCACCAUGAUGAACGGCUCACCAGAGGUCGUGCCAGUACAGAGAGUCGGAAAUCCUUGACCACCCAGAUCAGCAAUUUUGAUAACAUUUCAAAACUUUCAGAACACGUUGUACUGAACAACAUCAACACACUGCCAGCAAAUGGUAUCCCAGCUACACUCAGCCCGUUGAAAUCAGUAGAACUGCAUCUCCACAUACCAGGGAUGAAUAUGACUUCAAAUUUAGAUGAAGCUGUGAGUGUUUCUGCAGAAGACACUGGCAACACAGAGAAUGCAGAGUGGGACAAAUUCAUCCCUAGCAUAACUAAACUUACCUCGAUGGAGUUACAGCAAGGAUGACUUUGGCUCAAUACAUGAAAGACCAUCAGAGUAUGGCACAUGCUUCUAUUUGUUACAGACUACAACUGGACAAAGGGAUUCCUUCAAAAUGACUGCCUCUCCUAUUUCUUCUCAGUCUUACAGAAACCUUCUUACCUCAGAAUGAGCUAAAGAACAUGUCUUUACAAGUCUUUUUAAAGAUAGGAUUGUAUCAUACUUUGUAAAUUCUGUAGAUAUUUAUUUUUAUAUAUUUUAGAUGCUGUGGAAUGUUCUAAAAUGUAACAUAUAAAGAGCUCUAAGUAUUUGAAAGAAGUCUUAAACAUCAUUUAUUUAUAUCCUGUUUCUAUAAAUGAGUGAAUUAUUUACAAGGAAUGCUUACUUAUGCACUUACUUUGCACCUCUCUUUUUGCUAGUUCACUUUUAGUAAUUCUCUGUUCAUUAUGGAACUUUUAGUUCAGACUGAUCUGGGGAGAAUCCAGCACAGACGUGCUGGAUUUUUUCUAAGCACAGACGUGCUUCUAAGAUGUGAACCCAAAGUGCUGCAAGUCACACGUUUUCAUAAGAUUACACUAAAUAGCCAAUUUUUUUUUUUCAGACUCGAGUGCCUAAAAAGUAAGUAAUUAAAAACAAACUACAUGAUGCUCAAAGGUGCUAUAAGUUCAAAAUUCCUACUCAGGCCAAUAGGAAUAACAAGUGUCAGCACCCCUGAAGGACCAGAUGUAUUAACUAUUUUGGCUCAUUUUAGUGCAUAAUGUCUGCAAGUGUUGCUCUGGAAGAUCUCUGAGGAUCUUUAAAAUAGAAAAAAUUUGUUAUCUUGCUUACUUUUAUGAUUUCUCUCUCAGCUGCCAUUUAAUACUAAUGAUACAAACAACAGAUAUACAUGCCAAGAAAAUGUUGACUUUUCAACAACUAAAAUAAAAUGUUUCUCUCUGGAAAUUAUAGAGGUGAUAUUAUCUCAUUGGACCAGUAGAUCAGUUUCUCAUCCUUUUCCAUUUAUGGGAUAAGCUCCCUGGCCUGGGGCUUCAUACCAUGUGUUGCAAUUUUUCUUCUUAAAGAACAAACAUGAUGCAUCACUAGAGACUUAGGCUACUAGGGGAAAGUGGCCUCUUGGUUAGAAAGAGGCUGAUCUAUUAGAACCUGAGUUACAAUCCCCCUGUGACAUUAUUCUUGCAUCUCAAUUUAGAUUUUUCAAAAGAAAGGGUGACAUGGGAGAAAAUAUUUAGUUUUCAGUAAAAAGCAUUUGACGUAUAAAGAAGAUAUUCUCACACAUUCAAAUGUUUCUGAAAAGCCAAUUAUUCAUAGACAAGGUAUUAUUUGGUUAACUUAUGUAAAUAUUUUUUUCUAGGUUUUACCUACUGUUGUGAGAUGUACUGCCUACCAGGACAGCUAUGGUUUUAUCACUUUAUGCUUUAGCCUUCCCCAACAAUUGUUUUACUUGACAUUGUUGCAAUUACUCCUAGUUUACACUAGUGUAAAGUGAGAGAAAAAAAAAUGCAUUUGUUUGUAUAUUAAAGUUUUCUAUUAAAAGAGAAAAAGGAGAAUAUUCUUUUUUUCUAUUAAAAAAAUAAAGAUAAAUACCUAAAUGAAAAGGAUGUUUAAAUAUCAAAUAAAAUCAUAGGAAUUCCUAUAUUCCUAUGCAUAAGCUUAACUUUUGAGUAUAGCUAUUAUUUCAUUGUUCUUUCAAUAAAUUGUUUUACUUUGUGUCUUCUAAGAAAAUAAAAGCUUAAUAGUUGUGGAAA
This is a messenger RNA of Columba livia (rock pigeon), 7371 nucleotides long. It is a transcript of the gene HCRTR2, whose product is annotated as hypocretin receptor 2. Gene Ontology annotation, cellular component: membrane. The record is from RefSeq and is a predicted model, not a curated record. Gene Ontology annotation, molecular function: orexin receptor activity. The transcript is spliced from 9 exons. Lineage: Eukaryota; Metazoa; Chordata; Aves; Columbiformes; Columbidae. Bases 4367 to 5653 code for a protein of 428 amino acids. Gene Ontology annotation, biological process: G protein-coupled receptor signaling pathway; circadian sleep/wake cycle process; feeding behavior.